CUCAGACUCUUUUGACUCAGGCCUCAGCUUAAGGAGCAUGUCUCAAGAAACACCGUUCUUCUUCCCGAAAUCAGGCUCCAUCGCCAGUUUGGACAGCAAUGAGCUGAUGAUCGAUUUAUCGGGAGACAACUUCAACAAUGUGACCAUUCCCAUUAACUACUCUAUCCCGUUUGUUAAUGUCAGCAGGUUGCAGAGUGGGCCGCUCCUGACAGAGUGGAACCAUUCCAGCAAGCUGACUGGCUCUCAAGUCAACCUCUCACCCCUGACCUUGGUCGGGUCAAAGAUCAUACUGCCAGCUGUCGGGGGCACGGCCCUGAUUGCACGGGAGGCCAAGAACUGGCAGCUGAAGCGCUCCAUAUCUCUUCACAGGCACUUUCAGAUUUUGUCCCGGCUGUGGCAGUCAUCAUCCCCUGUCACACUCGACUCCAUGACAGCAAUGGCUCUUGCCCAGGGUAAUCCAUCGCCCGCUCUACUGGGCAGGAUGCUGCUGUCCUACUCGUCAUCAGGAUCUUCGUUCUCAGAAACUCCCAGCACAGGCACCCCAGGAAGUGCAGACCCAGCCAAAUUAAAAGCUCCACCUUUGUAUCCUGUGGCUCACGAGUCCAUCGACCUAACCAAAGACGACCCUCAACGGCAACUGCAAACAUCAUCUUCAGUCGGUGAAGCCACAGAUCACCAGAAUUCAGAAAUUAAAAGCCCAGCUCCACUUGCCACACCGGCACAUCCAGACAAAUCACUUCACACCACAACCACCUCUCAGCUGAAAGCUAGGCUCAUGGCCUCCAUAUCGUCCCCGGUCAAAAACAGUUUAGAUUCAGCAUCAUUGGAGGAUCACCAGCACUUAUAUUCCAGACAGGUUUCGACCCCCAUCAAAUCUUCGGGGCUCAGCUUCCCUUCGGCCUCAUCGCUGUUGUCAUCGGUGGAGCAGCACCUGUCCAACGUCACGCCCACCGGGACCUUGAACACACCCAUGUACGGACACUCCUGCCCCACCCUCUACACCACAACACACGUGACCUUCUGUUGCAUCCAGCGCCCCCAGCCCAUGUAUGUCGCCGUCAAGGGAAGUAAGAAGAUCUCCAUGUAUUCCAACUGGCGCCUCGCCACCCACAACCCAAACCCAGUUGGAUUAACAUCACGUAUGUUGCUGUCGCUCUACAAAUCAAGGUAAAUCUACCAAUAACAAUUUUCUAUAUAGAUACUUGACUUGUUUCCCCUUGCACAUGAAACAAAGAGUUGGAUUUUAUAAAUAAAAUAAAAUUUAAAAUGUUUGUUUUGGAUAUUAAAUAAAACUGUCUUUUUUCUAUGACAUUUAAAGAAAUGCAUCCAAUCCAGUAUUUGCUCAAUGCUCCAUGACACCGAGCAAUGGUGGCAAUCAGACUCACAGUUCCUACUGGACCUACCAGAGAAAGAAGAU
Lymnaea stagnalis (great pond snail) is the source of this 1417-nucleotide messenger RNA. The record is from the annotation of a GenBank genome assembly. NCBI's taxonomy places the organism in Eukaryota, Metazoa, Mollusca, Gastropoda, Lymnaeidae.